CCCUCCCUCCGCCUCUGAGCGCGCGGCGGGCGCCGGUCCCGGCCGGACCCGGGGCUUGGCAGGCAGGCAGGCAAGAUGCUGGAAGCGGCCGGGCCGGACCCGGAGCUGGACCCGGAGGACCUGGUGCACUUCUCGGUGGGGGACCUGCCCAGCCGGGGCUACGGGGUGAUGGGCGAGAUCCGGAGGCAGGGGAAGCUCUGCGACGUCACCCUCAAGGUCGGGGACCACAAAUUCAGCGCCCACCGGAUUGUCUUGGCGGCCUCCAUCCCUUACUUCCACGCCAUGUUUACAAACGACAUGAUGGAGUGCAAGCAAGAUGAAAUUGUCAUGCAGGGCAUGGAUCCAAGCGCACUGGAAGCUCUGAUCAACUUUGCCUACAAUGGGCACUUGGCAAUCGACCAGCAGAAUGUCCAGUCCUUGCUGAUGGGCGCAAGCUUCCUGCAGCUGCAAAACAUCAAGGAUGCCUGCUGUUCUUUCCUCCGAGAGAGGCUUCACCCAAAAAACUGCCUGGGCGUGCGCCAGUUUGCCGAAACUAUGAUGUGUGCCGUACUCUACGAUGCUGCCAACAGCUUCAUCCACCAGCACUUUGUGGAGGUUUCCGUGUGCGAAGAGUUCCUGUCGCUGCCCUUGGAAGACGUCCUGGAGCUGGUCUCGAGAGAUGAGCUCAACGUCAAGUUAGAGGAGCAGGUCUUCGAAGCCGCUCUGGCCUGGGUCAGGUACGACCGCGAGCACCGAGAGCCCUUCUUGCCGGAGCUCCUCUCCAAAAUCCGCCUGCCUCUUUGCCGACCCCAGUUCCUUGCGGACCGCGUCCAGCAGGACGACCUCGUCCGCUGCUGCCACAAGUGCAGGGACCUCGUGGAUGAAGCAAAGGAUUACCACCUCAUGCCAGAGCGGCGGCCGCACCUCCCGUCUUUCAAAACCCGCCCCCGUUGCUGCACCUCCAUCGCAGGCCUGAUCUAUGCCGUGGGAGGCCUCAACUCAGCAGCAAAUUUCUAUGCAGGCGACUCCCUGAACGUGGUGGAAGUCUUCGACCCCAUUGCCAACCACUGGGAGAAGUGCCAGCCAAUGACGACGGCUCGCAGCCGGGUGGGCGUCGCCGUGCUGAACGGGCUCUUGUACGCCAUUGGUGGAUACGACGGGCAGCUGAGGCUCAGCACCGUGGAAGUCUACAACCCAGAGACAGAUUCCUGGUCCAAAGUGGGAAGCAUGAACAGCAAACGGAGUGCCAUGGGGACAGUCGUGUUGGACGGGCAGAUCUACGUCUGUGGUGGAUAUGACGGCACCUCGUCCCUCAACUCCGUGGAGGCCUAUUCACCUGAGACGGACAAGUGGAUGGUGGUGACCCCGAUGAGUUCGAACCGCAGUGCAGCUGGCGUUACCGUAUUUGAAGGCAGGAUAUUUGUAUCUGGCGGGCACGACGGGCUGCAGAUCUUCAACAGCGUGGAGUACUACAACCACCACAUGGCCUCGUGGCACAACGUCUCCAGCAUGCUCAACAAGCGCUGCCGUCACGGGGCCGCCUCCCUGGGCAGCAAGAUGUUCGUCUGCGGCGGCUACGACGGCUCCGGCUUCCUGAGCAUCGCCGAAGUGUACAACUCCAUGGCGGACCAGUGGUACCUGAUCGUCUCCAUGAACACCCGGCGCAGCCGCGUCUCCCUCGUGGCGAACUGUGGCCGCCUCUACGCCGUGGGGGGCUACGACGGACAGUCCAACCUGAGCUCCGUAGAAAUGUACGACCCGGAAACCAACCGCUGGACGUUCAUGGCCCCCAUGGUGUGCCACGAGGGAGGGGUUGGGGUGGGGUGCAUACCGCUCCUGACUAUCUGAGCGGAGGGUGGGAGGAGGCACGGGCCUGCGCCACCUGCAAGCCAGGACUUCCGGAGCCAGGGGCCCCGCCUCGAAGGGGUGAUCUGCGGAGAGACUCGACUUCUGCCGGGAGAGGUACAUCGGUUCCAGGUGCUUGGGCCAUCGCCGUUUGGGAAGCGCACAAACAAGCCCCAUGGACCAGAGCCCCGUGGGCGUUGAGCGGGGUCCCGCAGUGUCACGAGAAUUUGGAGAUUUCAGCCCGUGUGAAUGAAGCCUCACUCGCCUCUUUCUCCUGGGCUCUGCCAAGCUCCCAGCUGCUUUAUGCCGUGCCUCCGCUGAUGCUGCCUUGAUCCCCUUGUGAUUGUGUCGUGGGUGUAAGUCUGCUUAGGUCAGGUGGGCUUUCCCUGGAAGUAAUAAGAUGCUUCUGUCGUUGUGCCCCUUGAAAGCUGGAAAGGGAGCUCCCUUCUCUUCUAGGGCGAGAACAGUGUAUUGGCCAGGAAAACACCCACGUCUUUUAUUUCGAGGUCAACACAGAGGUGCAAUUACCCCCCUCUCCCCCAAAGAAAAAUGAAGUCAUUUUCUGCAGAGAAACACAGUUCAGGAAGAGUCUGCCGCUUCCUACACCUGGCCACUAGGUGGCACAGAUGCACAUGCAAAGCUCUGUUUGAUGGGUUAGUCUCCAUUUGCUCCUAAGGGAAAGAUAGCUCCCCUCUUGCGUUCUAGCUGCGUGCAGAAAGCAAGAAAAAAGGGCCUUGUGUAUUCAGAAACGGAAAGGUAGGGCCACAGCGCAAGGAAGGCUUCGCAGCCUUUUGCCACCGACCCACCGCCGAGGAGAAUGCCGUGCCGUUACGGGCUCUGUGGAGCUUUUGGGAUGAGGCUUGCAUCCCUGAAGUUCCUGGAGGGUUGUACUUUUGCAUGCCACAGCCUUAAGCGUUAAGAGGGAGCUUGUAGCAUAAUGGGGCCCAAUCCUGUCUCUGAACAACUCCGAAACAGCAAAUCAGGCUGUGCGUCGUCCGAACAGCAGUAGUUGCCUUGGCAUCGUCAGCGCAUCCAUGCAAUUUCCUGGAAACUAGAUGUUUGGGCUGGGCACCGCUAUUCCCACAAAGGUGUCCCUGUGCUGCUUGCGGUGACCGUUCACAUCAAAUCAAAAUUCUCAUCCCCAGAUCUGAGAUUUUUGUUUAGACAGGAAAUGCCCUUCCACUUAGGGCUAUCUUCGGAGACACACAAACCUUAAG
Molecule: messenger RNA, 3041 nt
Organism: Lacerta agilis (Sand lizard)
Lineage: Eukaryota; Metazoa; Chordata; Lepidosauria; Squamata; Lacertidae
Gene: KLHL18
Product: kelch like family member 18
Exons: 10
Coding region: 76-1827 (583 amino acids)
Molecular function (GO): protein binding
Source: RefSeq, a predicted model, not a curated record